AGAUAAGCGCCAACUCUGCAUCGGCAGUUGAUGUUUUUGAAGCAGCGUGGUCAGUGAUCUACUGUUUUAUUCUCUUUUGCAACUGUAAAGCUGUGUUCGUCGCUGCAAACUGUUUUGUCAUCCUCUUAGCGAUAGCGGUUUUUUAUCCGGAUUUUGUUUGUAGGUUUUGUCAAGAUUCGUUUUUAGGUCUUGUAAAAUAGUGAAGAAAUUGUGUUGUAUCUUCCUCAGUGAAAAGUUUUGGCUUUUUUUAAAUAAAGAUCAAAGAUGGGUAAAGUGAGAGAGCACCAAGCUGUGAUGAAGCCAGCAAUCUGGUACACCUCGGGUUUUGUUGUGUUUCUUUUCUACCUCUACCUCAGUGCCAUACAACAAGUAAGAGGCAUACAGAUAGACUUCAGUUACCACAAUUAUGAACAGAUGACCAAGUUGCUGCAUGACAUCAGCAGGGAACAUCCAGACUUUGCACUACUCUACUCCAUAGGAAAAUCUGUGCAAGGAAGGGAAUUAUGGGUAAUGGUUUUGUCGCGUUAUCCAAAUGAAGAGCCAUUACUAAAGCCUAAUGCGAAAUUUGUCGCCAACAUGCACGGGAAUGAAGCUGUAGGACGUGAACUGAUGCUCCAUUUGAUAUCUUACUUAAUAAAUAACUAUUAUACAGACAAUUAUGUGAGAUGGCUGUUAGACACAACACGUAUUCACAUUAUGCCCUCUAUGAACCCAGACGGAUUCGAAACAGCUGUUGAAGGGCAGUGUUCUGGGGGACAGGGAAGGUAUAACUCACGAGGGUUUGACUUGAACCGAAACUUUCCUGACUUUUUCAAAACUAACAAUAAGCAACAGCAGCCAGAAACGAAAGCUGUAAGAGAUUGGUUGGAGAAAACACAGUUUGCCCUCUCAGGAAACUUGCAUGGUGGCGCUUUAGUUUCUAGUUACCCUUAUGACAACGAAGCUAACAAUAUGUUCACAACAUUUAGCACGCCUUCCUUGACGCCAGAUGACGACAUUUUCCGGCACCUUUCUUCUGUUUAUUCCUUUAACCACGAAAACAUGCAUCUUGGCAUACCUUGCAGAGAUGGCACGCCAGGUUUUCCAAAUGGAACCACAAAUGGAGCAGCCUGGUACCCGUUGACGGGAGGUAUGCAAGACUACAAUUAUGUUUAUGGUGGUACAAUGGAGGUGACCUUUGAAAUUAGUUGUUGCAAGUUUCCUAUGAAGACAGAGCUUCCAAGAUAUUGGAGAGAAAACAAGAAAGCUUUACUGCAUUUUCUCGGAGAGGUACAUAAAGGGGUGAAAGGUUUUAUCAGAGACUCUAGUAGCAAUCCAAUUUCAAAAGCAGCACUGAAGAUAAGGGGCCGUGAUAUGACGUUCUAUUCCACAGAAAGAGGAGAAUAUUGGAGACUUCUUCCUCCUGGUUCAUAUAUAAUUGAAGCGAGAGCGGAAGGGUACAAACCAGCCGAGUCUGAAUUUAUAGUGACAUCCCAAGAAGUUACAAUACAAAAUGUCACCAUGUACCCGACGAGAGUGGUAAGUGACCAGUCACAAGCUUCAUCUGAAGGACCUUGGGAAAAGCAUUUGGAAAUAGGUCAGGACAUGAUUGGGCCAACGGCUGAAUCGAUGGCCAAUGGGGAGAGUAGCACUUUUGAAUCACAGGAUUCACUGCACGAGAAACUUUCUGAAUCGUCAGGCAAAUCCUCGGGAUAUCUUGAAAACGAAUACGAAGAGCUUUUAGGCAACGGUAUUCCCAAAGAACAGGAACUAAGCGAUUCAAAUAUGACUGACUUCUCGCUUCAGCCUAAUGCCGAUGCAGUUUCCAGAGGCAGUGAAAGCACUUUCUGCUCGGUUUGUCAUUUUGCCACCUUGGCGAUGUUAGCGCGAAUUUGGCGACCUCGACUUUAAUGAAAAAUUGAGAUUUAAAAGUUUCAAUGAGAGUUUGGAAAAAUGCCGUAACUGGGGAGUGGAUCCUUAGACAUUCCCUUGUUUAAUGCUCAUAAGUCAGACGUAUAACUGAAAGUGAUACUAAGUCAGUUUUAAUAUUUCGUAUUUAAUUAAAUUAAUCUUUUGUUUUGAGAUAAAUAUUUGUCUUUUUUAAUCUACAUCUCUUCAAUCUUAGUCAUCCACACUCGAUUGAAUUUUAAUUUACUAUUUUUUAUAUAUUUUUCUUAUUUUGUUUGUUUACUAUUUAUGUGUUGGUCGUCACAUCAGUUUUUGAUAUAUUUCAUCAGGAUAUAUAAAUAUAUGAAUGCGUGGACAUGACGGUGCAUAUGUUUUUGUAAAUAUAAAACUUGUUCUUCCAUUUGCACUAGUUCAUGAACUGAAGGAAAGGAUGAUUUUUUUUUUCAAAUAAUCAAUUUAUUGUUGCAUCAUGCUUGAAAAUAUUCAGAUAUUCCAAUGUGUCAUUUUAAUACUAUUAUAUGACUCCAUUUUUAAGAAUAUUCAACAGAUACAAUAUGUAUAAAUAUUCAGCUACAUAUUUAGAUAAGACAAUUAUUCUAUUCACUAGGAAAUAAAUUGCAGUCGUUGCUUAUUGAAGGAAAUUUAUGAAA
Molecule: messenger RNA, 2537 nt
Organism: Parasteatoda tepidariorum (common house spider)
Lineage: Eukaryota; Metazoa; Arthropoda; Arachnida; Araneae; Theridiidae
Product: carboxypeptidase D
Biological process (GO): protein processing; peptide metabolic process
Molecular function (GO): metallocarboxypeptidase activity; zinc ion binding
Source: RefSeq, a predicted model, not a curated record